AUGAUAACUGCAGAAAAAGACUUGUAUAUGAAAUUUUUACAGCUUGAUGAUUGAAUGCAGACGAGUGCCAAUCAAGGUUAUGCAUCAUUUCAGGCAAUCAAAAAUGCGUUUCAAGCUAUAUAUAAUGAUAAAAUUCACUUCAUAGAUCGAGAAUUUACUUUAGGCGGGCAUCUCGAAUCUUCAGGAAAUCUGGAUUUUAUUACAAAAAUCCAAGAAAUAAUGCAAGACUCAGACCAAGAAUUGAAGAUACCAAUUGUAUCCUGCUGAAAAGCAAUAUUAGCUAAAGAAAAUUUACAAUUAUCAGAUCAACAGCUCAAGUAUAGUUAUACUUGGCAAAUAAUAGUAAUUCUCCCUAAGAAUCAUACACUUAUUGAUGGAAGACCUCUGGGAAACUUAUCUGAAUUAAUUUUUCUAAUUGAUUCAUCUGGGAAUGGUUGUCAAAUUCCUGAAAAUAUAAAAUCCCUACUAAAGGAAAAAAUUAAUUUUGAAGAGCCUCAUAGAGGGCCUAGCCUUUGGGGUGGGUGCUUUCCAAAUGCUAAAAUAUAUGAUAAAUACUCUAUUAAGCAAUGCAUAAAUCCAAAUGAAAGUGGCAUAUGGUGUAUAUUUAACGCAUUUAUGCUUAUUUCAAAUGGAAAUGACAGUUUUUUGGGUGCAUUUUGUCGUCGUGUUGAUAUGAAUCAAAGUAGUAAGCUGAGAGCGAUUUUAGAAGCACAUAACAUUGAAUUGAAUUAUCCAAUUGAUUUUAUGGCAUCGCGCCCUCAUAUAAAAGCUAUAUAUAAGUCACCUAAAACUCAGCAACCUGCUUUAAAAGUUAGAGAAAAUUCUACUAUUUCUUGUGGAAAUAUAGAUUUUGCAAAUUCAGUUAUGGAAGAUGCCUUCGUUGAUAAAACUCAAUUGAUCAAAAAAAUUCUAGAUGAUGCUAGUCCGUCAAUCCUUAUUGCAAGACCAAGAAGAUGGGGGAAGACAUCCAACAUGAAAAUGCUUAAAGCUUUUUUUCACCCAGAUUAUGAUGAAAAUGGAAAUCUCGCAAAUUUACAUUUGUUUACUGGAGGAAGAGACAAUAUAGAUCUAACUAAUUUAGAUCCAAAAAGAUGCUUGAAGAUAAUGACUUUAGACAAUGGAAAAUAUAUAAAAGAUUUUGGAAGUAAACCAACAAUUUUCCUGAGUUUUAGCCACAUAAGUAAUUACAGAGAAAAUGGCAACCCAAACAUUGAGCUUUAUCUUGAAGGAAUGCGUGAUGCAAUCAAAGAUGCAUAUAAUGAGCAUAAGUUUGAAUAUCGUAGGUGCUUAGAAAAAACAAUAAAAUUUUGAUGCUUGCUCCAUCCAGAUCGUAAUAUUAUUGACUAUAGAAAUCAAGAUAGCGAUUUUUUAGAGGAAGUUAUUGAUAAGUACAAAAUAGAAGUUGCAGGUGAGCUUAAACGAUUCAGAAUAUAUAAAGAAGAUAGCUAUCUAAUAGACAUAAAAAAUGCUAUAAUUGAUCUAGCAAAUAUACUUUUUUAUGCUCAUAAUAAGCCUGUUUUAGUACUUGUGGACGAAUAUGACAGGCCGAUUAAUGACUUUAUCGACACAGAUGAGCCUUAUGACAUCACUGCCUAUUUAGGACCUUUAUUGCAUAGGCAUAUAUAUAUUCCAAACUUAAUUUAUAAAGUAAUUUUUAUUGGGACUCUUAAGAUCCCAACGGCUGGGGUACUUAUUGAUAUGAACAUUUUAAUUCUGAAUAAGGGAAUAAAGAUGAUAUAA
This is a messenger RNA of Blepharisma stoltei, 1740 nucleotides long. NCBI's taxonomy places the organism in Eukaryota, Ciliophora, Heterotrichea, Heterotrichida, Blepharismidae. The record is from the annotation of a GenBank genome assembly.